Molecule: messenger RNA, 939 nt
Organism: Pelagomonas calceolata
Lineage: Eukaryota; Pelagophyceae; Pelagomonadales; Pelagomonadaceae
Source: the annotation of a GenBank genome assembly
AAAGCGGCUUCAUAGGACGCCCAGCUUUGAUACUCAGGCUCGCCGGAGCCGCAUUGCUCGAAACGCAACAGCAACUGGCCAGCUGCGGGGUCGCCGCGACCGUACAGGCGCCCACAGGGUGCUGCCAGGAAUCUCUGCAAAACCGCCCGCUGCCGUCGCCGCCCUGCAAACUGGCCCGCCCGCUCGUCGCCCUGAUCCUCGGGGCCCACCGCGCCGCGGCCAUGGCCGCCUACGACAAGCCGACGCUCGUCUAUUUCAACAUCCUGGGGAGAGGCGAGCCGAUCCGCAUGACCUUUGCCGCGUGUGGUGUGGAGUACGACGAGCAGUCCGUGCCGUAUGGGGACAUGAAGGGCCAGGCCGGUUCAAAGGACUGGCCCUUCGGCCAGGCGCCCGUACUCAGAACUCAAGGGACAUCACUCACGCAGAUGACCGCAAUUAUGAGAUACGUCGCGGCGAAGCACAAGCCCGAGUUGCUCGGCACUACUUUGGAAGAUAGGGCGACCGUCGACGCCUUGCUCGAGGGCAUUGAUGAUCUGUACCUGAAGUACAUCGACUGUGUGUAUUCGGACCAGCUCUCACCACCAGCUAGGGACGCGCUCUGGGCGAAGCACUUCAAUCCCAUGACGGCCGCCGAGCGGAACGGCGGCGGGCACCUGCGUUUUAUCGACGGGUUUUUGGAAAGGUCCGGCGGGCCGUUCCUGCUCGGUGAGCGUUGUACAAUAGCGGACCUGUUCCUGUACUUCGCCUUGGAGGCGUUCUCGCGCGACGUGUGCUUCGGAAAUAGGCCGGCGCAGAUCUAUCCAAGAUUGGGUGUGUUCCAGGAGGCCGUCGCUGACUUGGACGGCCUGAAGGAGCGGCUCGCGUCGUCGGCGCGCGCGAGUUUAUCAUUCAACGGGAACGGGGUCGGGUGAGGGUCGGCUAAGAGGGCAUUUGUUCAAA